Molecule: messenger RNA, 2644 nt
Organism: Effrenium voratum
Lineage: Eukaryota; Dinophyceae; Suessiales; Symbiodiniaceae
Source: the annotation of a GenBank genome assembly
AUUUCUUCGAUGCCAGCAUCACUAGCGCAGACAUCCGUAGAAAUCAGAUGCGAAUGACUCCGCAUCCAGAGAAAGAAUUGGUGACCCCGCCAAAUGGUCUCUCCAAGAGGUUGCAGUCUGAGGAUUCGACGCCAACUCCUUGGAAGCGGCCAUGCUUUAGGCCGAGGUGCCAGGAUGGCUGGAAGUUGGCCGAAGCCAUGCCGGGGUUCCCAGCUGGAACAGCCCUUGAUCCUGGAGAUGACGCUUUUGUCAUCGGGAACAAAGCUUUGGGCCAGCUGGAUGGGCAGGACUGCAUUCUUCAGAGGGCCGGAGACACUGAAGAAGACGAAGUCGAAGGUAGCAGUGAUGCCGGCAGUGUGGCGCUGAGUGAGGGCCUGGAGCGGCUCCUUUGGUCGGACGACGAGGAGCCACCUGAACGUGCGAAGCAAGGCAUCGCCUGUGACUCGCUGGUGCCAGUUCCGCAGCUCACCACAGAGACCCUCAGGCGCCUGCCCAGCUUGACUUUGGCAAUCCAAGACGCGCCGCAGGCUCCGGAAAAGCUGCCGGAUUCGCUGGAGCUGGCACCGGUGGUUGCGUACGGGCGGAGCAGAAAGCGCGGAGGCGAUUCCAUCAAGACGAUCCAGGCAGUGCAAGCUUCUUCGCUGCCUCCUUUGGCCUUGCCACCGCCGGAACCACUUACUGCCUUGCCGCCUUUGAGUGUGCUGCUUGAGGCCGGCCGCGCCUCCUUUAGGGCAGCAAGAGAAGCAGCAAGCCGUGCUGCGCCUGAGGUUCCUGCGCCAUCAGCCUGGCUGUAUCCUUCGCGCCCGUAUCCCUCGCACGCCUGGCAGUGGGAUAGCCCUGAUCCAUCUCCAAGGCAGGGAGACCCUGGCUUCCUCAACUAUGCGCGAAGUGCGCUGGAGCGAUUCAGGACGUCCGGGGAAGAGGCGGAAGCAUUGAAGGGGUCAGAUGCGAUGCCGCUGCAGAGGUAUCAGCUCCGGGUGGCCUUCCUGCUGCAUCCCUUGUCCCCGCUCUCCCGGCUGCUGGUGGUCCACGCCACCGGCUCCGGCAAGACGCGCACGGUGCUCGCCGCCGCGGACUCGUUCUACCGUUCUGGCAAAGCAACAUGCCUCUUCUUUCCAGAGGAAGCUGUGAAGGAGAAUUUCUAUCAGGAGAUCCUGAAAUUUCCGGGCGCUUGGCGGGACUUCUUCUGCGCCUGCUGUGAUGUGCCGAACUGGCGGCAGAGGCGGCACCGCUCCUGGUGGCCGGAGGAAGUGGCCCAGUAUAGCCCCGCAGAGGUAGAGGCGUGUCUGGGCAUGGAGCGGAAGAUCCGCCUGGGCUGUAUCGCUGGCAGCUUCAUUGAGGAGUGGUCCAGACUGCACCCGGAUGUGCCGCCUCCCCUGGCUCCUCUGAGAGCCUUCAAGUACACCGCCGCGGGCGGCUCGCGCGGAGGAUGGAAGAGGAACGGCGAGUUUGAGCCCUCCAGGAUGGACAGUGUGUUUCGCUUCGGCUUCGAUGGGAAGAACCCCAUGAGCAACAAGAACCUGGUCUUUGACGAGGUUCACAACAUGCUGGCGCUCCCCAGGUGGAAGGGCAACUACUGGAAGGAACCGUUGCGGAGGUUGCGCAAGGCCGUGGCAUCCUGUCACGGCUCCACUCUGGUCUUCCUUACCGGCAGCCCUGUGCAGACGGACGCAGAAGACGGCCAGCGCCUGCUGCGAGUGCUGAAGGGGAAGGAGCACAGUGACAAGGGACCAGAGGGCUGGCUGGAUGUGCACAUGGAGCGCCCUGCGGAGCACUUUCCAAAGGUGUACCCACAAGGAGUGCCAGACCGGCCUUUGUGCCCGGAGCUGGAAAGUGAGCUGGUGACCCAGGUGGAGCUGCCUGAGGAGAUGGAGACGAAGUAUUUGGAGGUGGAGAGCCAGGGUGCGGAUAUUGUGAGGCUGAGAGAUCAGUGCAACUUGGCAGUGCAUCACAGCUGGGCGCUUCGUCCUCAAAAGCGGCCGUUGACCAUUGAGGCGGCGGAGCAGCACUGCCGCAAGUUGCUGGAGGUGGCAAAGGCCCUAUGGUCCAAGGGCGAGAAGGCGAUGGCUGCCGUGUCGAGGCGAGGAGGCUUGCAGGUGCUGAAGGAGCUGCUGCGCCGCCACGCUCCGGACGAGGAGGUGAAGAUCGCAGUCUUUUCAGGCCAUUGCAGCUGCGUGGUCUCCAAGACGGGGGAAGUCCGCGUGGAGCCGGCCGAGGCACUGCGGCGAUUCAACGACGUGAAGCAAGCUGAGGUGAGAGUGCUCCUCUUGGACACUGCCUUCGGCAGGGAGGGCUUGUCAGCCCUAGGAGUCGGCCAGCUUCAUUUGGUGGACGUGCCUGGCAGCUGGGCCGAGUACAAGCAAACCGUCGGACGAGCGAUCCGCUUCGGGGACGUGAAGAAGGGAUCUCGCCAAAGCCCAGGACGGAGCCUGCAAGUGUACCUCUGGGCCGCAAGGCUGCCCAGGGAUGAGUCGGCAGAUGAGGUAUUGCUGGCGCAGCUGCGCGACCAAGGCGCGGAGCUUUGCGCGGCAGAGGAGGCCUUGGCGGCCUGGAGCAUCACGCAGGUGACGCGAACGUGAGCUGAGGGGGUGGGCUCAUUUGGGGAGGGGAAUGCAGGAAUGGCAGCGACUUGCAGUCAACCAAC